This is a messenger RNA of Solenopsis invicta (red fire ant), 3400 nucleotides long. Its product is annotated as solute carrier family 26 member 6. Gene Ontology annotation, biological process: transmembrane transport. The transcript is spliced from 12 exons. Bases 1694 to 3307 code for a protein of 537 amino acids. Gene Ontology annotation, cellular component: membrane. The record is from RefSeq and is a predicted model, not a curated record. NCBI's taxonomy places the organism in Eukaryota, Metazoa, Arthropoda, Insecta, Hymenoptera, Formicidae. Gene Ontology annotation, molecular function: sulfate transmembrane transporter activity; oxalate transmembrane transporter activity; chloride transmembrane transporter activity.
GCUAUUGCAAAUACGCUUGGAAAGGCCUCUCUACGAACAUGAAACGCUAAAUCAAAAUUAUGAUUAUCAGAAACCAAAGUCAUCCCUGAUACGGAAUGUUAUAAACGACGUUAAAUCGAAGAACUGGCAAUCUUGCAUGGUCUAACUGUGGCGAUUAUGCAUAUACCGCAAGGUAUGGCUUAUGCGCUUCUGGGAAAUCUACCACCAGUAGUUGGCAUAUAUAUGGCCUUCUUUCCUGUCUUUGUAUACUUUCUUUUCGGCACGUCUAAGCACGUUUCUAUAGAUUUUUUUUAGAUUAAUAUGUCUAAACUACUCAAAUAAGGAUAUUUAGACCACUAUAAACUAUAUGAGCUGCUUCAUAAAGGAGGAUGUUAAAUGGAGGUGAUUUUUUACCUAGAACCGACCCCUAAGUUAUUUAUUAGAAACUGUUUAUGGGAUUGUUACGUCCGCCGGUUAUGAACUGGCGGUGUAAUUGGUUUAUUUGUAUUUUUUGGCCGCUGCCACCAGUUGUCACUUAAAUAGAGGAUCUCUUUCAUUUAAUUAACAACAAAUUUUAAGAGAGAUGUGAAGUGGAAUUAAUUUUAAGUAUUUGACUGAAGUUUGAAUGUGAGGAGUUUUUCUUUUUCCGUUUAUUUAUUUGCGUGUGGAAGGAUUCGUGGGUUGCGUGAGGUGAGUGUGGGUGUGUGUGAAAUAAUAAGAGUGUUUGUUAGCUUAAACUCUUAAUAUAUGUAUUAAGUAUAUAAAAAAAGAAAAAAAGAAAAAAACAUAGAAUACAUAGGUGGGUGUAUAGCUGAUUGUGAGUAUAAUUUGGCUUCAAGAAAUUAAAAAAUGUUUUGCGGGUGUCUUAGUUAUGUUGCAUUUGACUGGAUUAUAGUGUUUAAUGUGCAGCCGUACGGGCGACGGAGGUUUUCGCACGUAGAUGCUCAUUUGCGUGGGCCGUUGGGGUACGAAUGGAAGCGAAUGUGUCCCGAGGAUUGGCUCGAUUUUUUGGGACAAGCAGAGAGGUCCGUAAUCGCCGUUCCGGCCUAUUUGAAACUGUGUUCGUGCGUGGCGGAGAAGGAGGGAACGCAGUGGACGGGUCAAACUGGGUGGCACGUGUUUGCCUCGUUUUUUUUUUUCCUUGCUCAUACCCUGGGACCCAUUUUGCAAAGCAGCGUAAUUAGUAGGCUUGCCAAAGAAUAUUUAGAGUUAAUGUAUUUUUAUGCUUAGCGGUUUUCUUAUUUUUCUGAAGAGAAAAUUUGAUUUUUAGAUGAGAAAAACAAAGCCGCAGAAGCGAAGAAAGAGAAAGGAGAGGAAAAAAACAAAAGAAAUCUCUAAAAUAAGCAAGCUGAUUAGUUAUGAAAAUUUUUGAAGAGUAAUUAACGUAUAAGCGUGAUUUUUUUAAAUAGAUUUUCUCCAAGACCAAUGUAAGAAAAUUAGUAUGAAAUAGAGCGCUAGGCUUGUUGUAUUUUUAAUUUAAUUUCAAACGAGAUUUUAUCUUUCAGAAAUAAAUUCUAGUAUUCGGAAGAAGAGGAUGAUCAGAACGAGCGCCACCUAGUGAUACUAGGAGGCGCUCGUUCUGAUUGUUGGAGGGUACAUGAUUAGACGGGAAGCAGAUCAGGGUUACGCUACCUAGUGGUAGCUACAUAUCGCUCGUCCUGACUGUUGUUGAAAGGAAAAGAAGAAUAGAGGAACUUUUGCUGUGGUUUGCCUAAUGACUGGCAAAGUAGUAACACUUCACUCGACUCCAGACGCAGGAUAUACAUUCAUGAAUAUUUCGGAUGCCGUUUCACAAAAUCACGGAGAUGUCGCAUAUGUAUAUACACCUAUGCAAGUAGCAACAGCUGUGACAUUAAUGGUCGGAAUACUUCAGGUAGUGAUGUAUAUCUUCCGAUUAGGCAUAGUGACAACAUUACUAAGCGAAACUUUGGUGAACAGUUUUACAACGGCAGCUGCUGUUUAUGUUUUAAUAUCUCAGAUUAAGGAUCUCCUUGGUUUAAAACUACCAAAGCAAAAAGGUUACUUUAAAUUGAUUUUUACUAUUAUAGAUAUAUUUAAAGAAAUAAAAAAUACCAAUAUAGCUGCUGCGAUUGUAUCAAUUGUAUCAAUUAUUAUUCUUGUUUUUAGCAAUGAAUUUCUAAAGCCAAGAGCGAGCAAAAAGUGCAGCAUACCAAUACCUAUUGAACUUAUUGCAGUGGUUGGUGGGACAUUAGUCUCUCGAUAUUGCGAUUUACCAAAGAUUUACAACAUUGAAACCGUUGGGCACAUUCCUACAGGAUUGCCUAAGCCAGAACUACCAAAUGUUAAAUUAUUACCGUUAGUAUUGGUCGACAGUAUUGCGAUAACCAUGGUUUCGUAUACUAUCACUAUAUCAAUGGCGUUGAUAUUUGCGCAGAAGCUUAGCUAUGAGAUAGAAUCGAAUCAGGAACUUCUGGCAAUGGGCCUUAGUAACAUAAUGGGUUCCUUCUUUUCGUGUAUGCCAAUAUCGGCUUCCUUGAGUAGAUCUCUUAUUCAGCAAACCGUCGGGGGACGCACGCAGAUAGCGAGCAUCGUAUCCUGCUUGUUGUUGCUUAUUAUACUUUUAUGGAUUGGGCCAUUUUUUGAGCUUCUACCGAGAUGUGUCUUGGCUUCCAUAAUAGUUGUAGCUUUAAAAGGAAUGUUUCAACAAGCUAAUCAGCUCGUUAAAUUUUGGAAACUGAGCAAAAUUGACGCUGUAAUUUGGAUCGUAACGUUUCUCGUUGUGACACUGAUAAACAUUGACAUCGGAUUGCUGGUAGGAUUGCUCGUGUCACUAGUCACGAUUCUACUACAAAUUAUUCAGCCUUACACAUGUUUGCUGGGUCACAUACCGCAUACAGAUCUGUACUUGGAUACGGGUAGAUACAAAGCGGCGAUGGAAAUACGCGGAAUAAAAAUAUUUCACUAUUGCGGGAGUUUGAAUUUUGCCAAUAAUAGUUAUUUCAAGUCCAUCGUGUACAGACUCGUAGGAGUGUGUCCCCAAAAGGUUAUCAAGCAUAGAAAAAAAUUGGCUGAGGAGGGUCACUUCUUGGAAGAAAACAACUUCAAAGAGAUGUGCGAAUUGCAAUGUAUAAUAAUGGAUAUGAGUGCAUUGAGUUACAUCGAUCCUAGUAGCGUUCAGGUAUUGCAUACGAUCGUAGAGGAGUUUGCGCGGGUAAAUAUUGACUUUUGCUUCGUCAAUUGUCCUAGUCCUAUUUUCGAAACAAUCAAGAAAUGUGAUUUGUAUAUAUAUGGGAUGAUGUCGUUGAAAAUCUUUGCGACUAUACAAGAUGCCAUCGCUCAUUUUCAAAAUGAAAUGGCCCCAAGAUAAUAAAAGGAAUAGUUUUUUAUUAUACUAUGUAAUAAGACAUAUAUAUAAAGUGUUGCGAAUUUAAACAGGAACGUAUGGAAAUUGAUAAAUUUG